AUGUUUGAAAAACUAACGAGUGGUUUUACCAGACAAACAACGACAGAUCAUAGAGAAAUAAACAUAGAGAAUAAACGGAAUGAAAGCGAUGCCCGAUUUAACUCAGCAGAAGAAAUAAAACUUGCGCGAAUCAAACAACAAGCGAUAACUUCAUCCGAUGAAAUAAGUGAAUAUUGCCAUGUACUGAGAACUCGUUUACAGAAUGGCAUUGUAUUUGAAAGUUCAUAUCUGACUGCUAAACUUUACUAUGACAUUGCAUCUGUAAAUUAUGAGUACUAUCGACACGGUUUUGUUCACGAUAAUUUGCUAUCGGUAAGGGAAUAUUUUCAAAAAUGUAUUGCUGAGUUUGACCCGGAAAACUUGCGAACCAGUCGUAUAAGUAUUGUGAAAGAUGCGCGAUAUCUUCUCGAGGUAGGAUGUGAUGCUCGCGUCUUAAAUACGGAGAUUUCAAGAGAGCCUGGCUAUGUAGGUAUCGAUCGAAGAUGUUCUUCGUUAAAAGGAAAACGCAAAAAACUGGCAGAUAGUUUACGACCGAACACUUCUGAUGAGACAAGAGAAAAUCUAUGUGCAUUGGUUGAAUGUAACUUAGAAAUCGGUUGUAUCGAACAAGUGGAAUACUACGCAGCGCUUUUAAACGAUCAUUUCGAAGAGAAGAAGAUCGGAGAAUAUGAUUUAAGAAGAGAAUCAAUUAUGAGAUUACGAGAAAUUAUGACAUACGAAGUGGCUCUGUCUUUACCGCAAGAAGAUGAUAUCGAAUGUUAUUUGGUGAAAAAGUCGGAGAAAGUAUUGGAUUAUGAAAGAGAAAUUCAGAAAUGGAAGGAUAUUUGUGGAGAUUCGAUUAGUCGAUCGGUUUUAUUUAUUUGUAAUCCUGGAGAGAGAGAACAUCAUUGGGAAAAAAUCAAUAGUAAAUCAUUUUUAAAUGAAUUUUUGAACCGUACGUACUCAAAAAGAGUUGAGAAACAAGUUUUCAACGAGAUCAUGGAAAUGUCUACUGCGGAUGAAACUUUUGUCAAUUCGACUCCAAACUCCGACUUACCCAGUAAUCUGUUCAAAUUCAAAUGCAAAGUGACAAAAAUCAUAAAUUUUUGCGCAAGAUUAAAAGAAGCAUACGGUGCUAUUGAACAUUAUCCUCUCGAGCGACGUUAUGAACAAGCAUUAUCGUAUUUCACCAAAGAAAAGGCGAAACUUCGAGAGCAAAUUCAUUCGUUAUCAAGACCACAGGUAAAGCUGUCCAAUGAAUGUUCUCGGACGACGUUUCCUUCGAGUUUGUUUCCUGUUUCUUCGAAUAAUGGCGUUAAAAAUUUAAACGAUCAGAUUAACGAGGACGAGUUUUUCUCCCGGAUUGUUCCGUAUAUUGACGAAAUCAAGGAUUUCAAACGUUCGUUUAAUUGUGUUCAUACCAUCGAUUGGCGCUCUUGUUCGAAUCAUAGCGAAGUGAUGAAAUUUGUAAAAGAUUGGCAGGAAGAAAAUGCGAAGCUUGAAAGUAGAAAUCCUUUUGAGAAAAGAUACCUCUUCUUAUUAGUUACAUCUGAUUCUCGUUUCAUAUCGAAAUUUACCGGGAAUUCGAGCCGUUGGUAUUUGUAUAAAAAGACCGCGUCCGGCCGAGUCUCCGAAGGUUAUAUUGAUGCAAAAUGGGAAUUAAAGAGUCUAAAUAAAUACUUGAAAGAUACUUCGCCACAAGCAGAAGAAGGUGCAAUAUUGAAUUUUUUAUCAAAGAUAUUCCCCGCUAAUGAAGAACUUUCGCCUUCUCAAUAUCAGUUUACCAAAUCCGCGCAUUAUAGAAACCACUGUCCAUCGAUUCCGAUAUACGAUCUUCGCAACUCAGAAGAUGCGCACAGUUUCAAACAGCAGAUCAAAUGUGAUAUCAAUCGAGAUUUCACUUGCAUAGGAAAGAUCUCCAAUAAACACUAUGUUACAUUAGUUGUCGAAAGAAGCCAACAAUAUCAAUUCGAUUAUGAUUUACGCUACAUCUGUAUCAUAGAUUCGACUUCUAAACAGAUAAAUAAGAAGCUUUUACACUGGCUGACAGGAGUUAUCGGACAAUGUGUUUAUAAAUAUCAGUUUAUCGAGUGUCCGAGGGAAAGAUUAAUGUCGAAAAAUAGUUUACUACACGCCUAUGUGAAUGCGGUGGCGUGUGAAUGGGCGUUGGAAAAUGGACACUGGGCAUUUUUGAAAACGAACUUUUCCAAACAAGAAUUUUCGGAGGCGAAAAAUAUCGAGAAAAUGAAAUUAUGGUUUAGUGAUAAUAGCGAGACAAUGUCGAUUCUGGAUAAGAUAGAAGAUCAUGUUGAGGAUAAGAAAAGUAUUGAAGUGAUCGAGAAAUUUAGAAGUCAAUUUUAUCAGGUAAUUCUGACGAUUCUGACGCCGUUAAAACCCGAAGAAAUUGUGAAUCGUAUCGAAGAAAUGUCGAGGAUAAUUGGUACUAUUACAAGACUUGAUCAGAUUAGCGAAGCAAUACAACGAAUAAGCGGAAAAGAAGUUCCCAAGGAAAUCGAAGAAUGCGUUGAUCAAAUUGAAACUAUUCAAAAUCAAAGUGAAGAUACUAAGAAAAGCGAGUGUUUAGAAAUCAAUUCGAUAGUCAAUCUGAUGUUUGAAAGUAUGAAGCAAUGUUCUUUUGCUUUAUUAUCUCUUGAAGAGAAACUUCACAAAAAUUUUGAGCAUUUCGAAGAUAAAUUUCAUGAAAAUAUCCUUUUGAUAAUCAUCGAUCGAAGCGAAAAUCCAACAUUCGAUUAUACAAAACGAAUCAACGCUAUGAUUACGUUGAAUUAUGAAGAGUUUCUCAAAUCGCUUCAGGAUUAUCUUGAAACUCGAAAGAAUUUUACUCCUGCACGUGAAUUUCUUUCACAAUGCCAACAUUUGAGCGGACAGUUGCAGAUUUGUAGGAUUGAGAAUAGUUCAGUAACAACUCGAUGUGCUGCACAGAGUUUAAAUCUAGUUGAAAGUGUUCUCGACCGAUUCACUCAGUUGGAACAAACACUCAGUCAGUUCCAACCGAUAUUUCCACGCCUUUUACCAGCUUGUUAUGAAUUACUCGAAUUACCGAGUAUUAACGAGAAUUUACCCGAGGAUAUUUAUCGAAAAAUAUCCCAACACAUUUCUAAUCUUGAUGAUAUAGAAAAUUGCAUCAAAGAUCUCUGUAAAAAAGUUUCAUUCGAUACGCGACAUGUCGAAGAAAUCUUCGAGAUACUUCGCAAUUCAGUGGGAGAUGAAGAUGAGAGAGCAGCCUAUUACAUCGGAACAUAUCUUCGACAGACAAUCAUGAACGAAGUCGAUUGUUAUAUGAAAAGUUUAGUCUCGUUUCGAUACAAAUCUUUGAAUGCGAUGGAAAUUUUCGAGAAAAAUCUACACGAAUAUUUACUUAGUUCUGUUAAACGUAUGGUGACAAAUCACACGUGGGAUACUCAGCUAGUUAGCGAAGAUUUAGCUUCGAUAGAUCCGAACAAUACUAAUUAUGAUCAGAAAAUCGUUUUAUAUAUGGAAAUAGUGCAAGCAUAUCGCCAACCACACAAUUCAGUGCCGUCUGAAGUUGUUAACGAUGUGGUAAAACGGUUGAAUGAUACAAGUCAUAGCCAUUUUGUGUAUUUGACGCGAAAAUUUGAAGAUUUAACUAAGAUGUUACGUCGUUUCUCGCAAGUGGAAAAAGUUCUACCAGGAUUUGAGAAAGUAUUUCGGCAAUGUCUUCAUGAAAGGUAUGAUCACUUGUCUGAACAGAAAGUGUUUUCUCCAGAUGGUCAAAUCCAGCAAGAAAUUCUAAAGCAACUUCAAUCGAGUCGAACGUUUGAUGAUAUUAAACAAAUCGUUCAGAUUUUCGACCAGAGUCAAUUGUUGGUCGUCGUAGAAAGAUGCCAAGGAUUUAUUGAAGAUGGUGAUGAGAAAGGUAGUUCAGAAAUCAGCGAAUGUUUACGACAAUGUAUUCUCAGUACAGUGCAAAGCUUCACAUCGGAUUUGUUAGCGUUUCGUCAUCAGGCUUUAGUCGCUUUUAAUCAUUUCGAAAAGAAUCUGUACCUACUAUUAACGACUUACGAUGUUCUCGGAGGUCAAGAAAUGAGAGAUUUAGUAAGCGAGACAUUAAAUAAACUAAAUAAUUCUCGUCGGAAUUAUGAUGAUGAGUUUUCUAUCUACAAAGAUUUCGUUGAAAGCUUAGAAAUUCGGGAAUAUGAAUGUCCUCAAAUAAUAAAAGCGACUUUUGAGAGAAGCAACCAUACCUUGAAAACGAUCCUGACAGCAAAAGUAAACAAUUUGAAAACGAUUCUAAAUGCGUAUGUUCAUUGGUAUGAAAUCGAAAAUUUUAGACAAAGAGACUAUAGUAUUUUUCAAAUCAAAACAACUUCGGGUAUUCUGAGUAAAAUGUUGGAUACUGUCAAAACGAAUUAUCCCGAUUGUCUUUGUCCGAAUAAUGAAAUACGCAUUAUUAAUUGCGAUAAACUCUACAUUGAUGUUGAUUUAUCCGGGCCGGAGUAUUCAGGAGUGAAUAUCGUGAUAAUUAGCCCAUAUCAAGAGUUGAUUAAAGAGAAAAAAAUCUUAAAAAUCCGCACUGAUGGUGACAACGCGAAGGAUAUUUGGAAAGACAAACCAGCUAGAAAUGGAGUUGGAAACGAUGCAUAUGGAAAUGGAAAUAAAGGAGAAGAUGGUUCAGAUGGUAAGCAUGGAAAAAGCGCGGGACAUGUGUAUAUCGUUGGCAAUCAAUUGCCUGAAAUCGAAGUAUCAGCUCGUGGUGGACAAGGAGGAAAUGGACAAGAUGGCGGUAAUGGAGUAUCUGGCUUAGAUGGUACUGACGGAAUACAUGCUGAUAAGGAAGCGUUGCGAAAAGAACUAGAACAGAAAUGGGCAUUACCAGGUGGUGUUGAAUCAUGCCGUUAUCGACGUAUUGGCACCGAUGGCAAACCUGGUGGUAAUGGAGGUGAUGCUGGUUCAGGUGGUUUUGCUGGGGAAUGUGGGAAUUUUGGAACGAUAAAACUUGUUGCACUGCAAGAUGUUUCUCCAGAAAUCCCACAUCCUACUGUUGUGGAAAAUUUCGAAAUCCGAAAUGGGAGAGUGGGAAAGCCAGGUGAAGCUGGUAAACAUGGCAAAGAUGGUCUCGACUAUGUUGCCAUAAGUAAUUCGAUCAACUUUUUCAAAGCUUGGGUUACAAGCCGAGAACUAGGUAAUCUGAAAGGUGGCCGUCUUUGCCCACAGCACAGAGAAGACAAGAAAGAAAGUCAACCAUUCACGGAUUAUUCUAUGCUUCCAAUGGAAGAGGAUAGCAGUAGUCCUAGAUUUUACGAUAAAUAUCUCGAUAGAAAUACGCAUAGAGGAUCUGAAAAGACUAAUAAACAUCUAAAUCAAGAUGUUAUUCAACAAAUACACGCGAUUGAUCGUCAUGAUGUUUUUGAGCAAACCUCGCAUUUUUUCGAACAGUUUAUAAAUCCAAUCAAAUCAGCGACUUACCAUCAUUGGUUGGCUUCGGAUGCCAAGCAAUUUCUAGAGAAACUGGCCGAACUAGAAGAUAUACCUUCACACACUGUUCAAACAUUACCUGACAUCGAACAUGACGUCCAACAAAUGUUGAUUCUCAAAGAAAACUUCUUCCAAGCUUUAAAUAAAACCAAUGUCAAACUCCAACAUGAAAAACUCGACACAAAUCAAAUGAAUAUAGGAGUUAUUCAACUAGCACAGCAUAUCUUCACUCAUUACAGCAAUUAUCAACAACAGUAUCAAACCGUUUAUCAACAAUUACGAACCGAAAUAGAAAAAGUCGAUGUCAAUCAAUUAGCAACCGGAUUACAAGUUCGUAGUACUGAAAUUGCCAACUUGAAAAGUGCGCUCAAUCGAAUUAUCAACGAGCACCGAUUUCAGCAACGUUUUGCUAUGUUACAACGCCGCGCAGAUGCCAUUAUGGAAAUGCCACAAGAAGAUCUUUCGAAAGCUGUUCUAUCGCGACAAAACAUCGAAAUUCUCAAAGAAGACUCGCACCGACGAGACUGGAAAUCAUUUCAAGAAGAAAUCUAUCAUAAAAACAUUGCUUUUGUCCGUCAAUUCAAUCAAGAUCCGAACGAAGAAAACCUGCUUCGACUCAGCACUGACUUUCUCAUUGCAUUAUUCGAUAAAUUUUCUGUUUGUAAAACAGCCAACGACGUUAAUCUUGAAAACAUUUCAAAUUUUACCUACAAUUUCCUGUACAAUUUGCAACAAUCAGAUUAUCGCUUCGGCGGUUACCAAUAUCUUCGAAUUCAACAACAAGCUAUCAACGAUUUAUUGAUUGAAACAUCAUGGUUAGAAAAUAGUCAUGUUUUAGAUCUAUUAAUCGACUUUUCUCGAGGUUUUCAUCGAGAAAUUCGACGACAGUAUUGGUUAAUUUGGACAAGAGAAACAUUGAAAUGUAGUCAAGACGAUCGACGUCAAAUUCUGUUCGAUAUUUUACAAACUAUUCGCAUCGCUGAUGAAGUUCAAUUGAAAAAUGUCGAUUUGAGCCUGAAAUCUUCAUAUUUGCUGAAAGAAUUCCCCCCGUAUGCUUUCGAUCCCAAGUUGUACGCAGAGAAAUUGAUUGAAGCGAUGGAAAUUUUCAAUCACAAUUGUAAUCCAUCGAAUUGUUUAGAAAUCUUCGUCAUUUUUUCGCGGAGCUCGUUCUUUGAUAAGAAUAGACAAGACGCGUUACAGAAUUUACUAACAAACAUCGAACAAUUAGCAAUUUUCGAUGAUUUUUUAUUCGUUUUACAUCAUAAUUUGACAACGAUCAAUCUCGAUGAGAAACAGUUCGAUAUACUAAUCGAGCAAAUCAUGAAAAUCGAGUAUAUUCUUAUGGAGAAUCCACGAUCGUAUAUCUCCGAUACGUUCUUUCAAUUUUCUCUCAGUAUCGAAGGUUUUCGAGUGAAUAAAUUUUCUCCUGAGAAAAAGAAAGAUUUCCAAACGAUCGAACGAUCUAAUGAUUGGAAUCGAUUGCUAGAAUUCCGCGGUAAACCUCCUAAGAAAAAGCGUCCCGCAUUCACAAUCGAACAGCAGAUUGACGCUUUCAAUACGUUGUUUGAUUUUGCAUUGGUGGACGAUAUAUUUAAGCAAUUGGCAGAUUGCAAAGGUGAACACACAUUGAUUGAACAGAAAAAAAUCAUUCAGUUUCUUAAUAUGACGAUUGUUAAUCGAGAUCGAUUUCCCUGUGAGAGGAUUGAUGUUCUGAUUGGAAAGAUUUUGCAUGAGGAAUCGAACGACGACAUCCGUGAGAAUCUCGAGUUUGCCAAAAUUGUUUUUGAGCAUGAAGUAGCGAAAAGGAAGAUGAAAGAACAUGAGGAAAAUGUUCAAUCAACGAUGGAGAUGAAACAAAAGUUUGUCGAAGCAAUUUCAGGAGAUUUAGACCAACUAAAACAGAUAAUGACAGAUCAGAGCAGAACACCGGGUGAUGCUUUUGAGUUUUACGUUAAUCUACAAAAAUUACUAUCGAAAGAAAAGCCCGAUGAGUUCUUUGGACUAUCGAACGAUCAGUUAGACAAAACGAGAACUGUUUGCCAAGACAUUCGCAGCCGCCUAUCUGACGAAGUUGACGUGAGAAAAAUCUUUCGGCCUUUAGACAAUCCCAGCACGGAUUUUGCGCUUGAAAACAAAAAAGAAAUCGAAACCAUAUUGAACCAAUAUCCUGUCGAUGUGGAAAAGAUCUGUCAGUAUCUUGAUGAGAUCAUCGAGUGUACCGAUAGACAGAAAAAUGAAACAAUUAUUUUCGAUGAGAAAGCAACUCUGUUGAGAACACUUGAUGAAUUAUUUUCUCAGAUUGAAACUGUUGACGAUAAGACACGUCGAAUGAUAGUCAAGAGAUUGAACAAAAUCAAUGCACCAUUAUUUGAUUUCACGAAGUCACAUGGUGAAUUGUUAUCUGACGCAAAAUUCUGCCUUUUCCGACGCGAAAUAAGUCGAAAGUUAAAAGGAAAUAUUCAAAUUGAUCAAUUGUUAGAAAAGAAAAUUGAAAGGUUAUUUUUCAACAACAAAUUACCAAGUGUCAUAGAUAUGUUGGAAUAUUGUCCGAAAGAAAAUAUCGAUGAUUUUUUGAAUAAAAUACUUUCAAAUUUCGAGAAUUCAUCCGAUUUAGGCGAGAUAAAAAAGAAACUACUCAUCCAGCUAGUCCGUUAUUACCCGAUUUUUAAUGAGGGAAAAAUACCUUCGAGUCAGAAAUAUUCGGUAGAAGAUUACGAAGCAAUACUGAAGUUUUUAGCAAAUGAACGCAAUGGCAAGUCGAAAGUUGUUGAAGAGAUUUACGAAAAUUUCUACAAAUAUUGCCAAGGAUCAAAACUUCCAUUGAAAAGUCGGAUUAACUUGAUGAAUCUGAUCACGAGAGUCCAUCAAGAGAGUUGUUAUCCCCAUGAAGCUAAUAUUCAAUUUGCAUGGUACAUUGUGAUGCUAUUUCGUACUUUACUUGAAGAUAAUCAACCAUUAGGGUCUAUUGAUGAGAAACUUGUCGCUUUUGUAAUGUGGUUAGUGGAUAAACUCUCAAAUUGCGGAACAGUGGGGAGAUUUGAAUUGAACAAAGCAGAUUUUGAACAUAUCGAUCGAUUAGAAUUGAUCAUUUCCAGAUUGGAAGAUAAGAAAUAUGAUUGGUUGAGAGAAUCGACAAAUGUUGUUUAUCAGGAAAUGAAAAUGUUAGUUAUUGAAGAGUGUAUGAAGAAUCUCGCUGCACAAAAUCGUAACGCAAGUUGGUUAGAAGUUGUCGUUCACUUUCCAGUAUAUUUCCAAGAGAAUAACGAUGAAUUGUUUGACUAUGUUAAGCGAAAUGUCGACAAAAAUCGAAUACAGGAGUUUAUUUUCAAUCGCAUCUGCGUGAUACAAGAAAAGACUCUCGACAAGUUUUAUACGUUGAUUUUAAAAGGUGAAUAUUCCGAUUUGAAGAGCCAAAUAGAAAGUAAUUGGGAGCAAGUGAAUGGAUAUUUGAAUAAAUCGAAAAUUACUUGUACAUUCGAUAAGCAAAGUCCAUAUGAUGUCAUAAAUUUCAAUAAUCUGAUUGAAACUUUCAACGCCCGUUUAGAAACCGAUGGAAAGCUUCUUAUUGACAUUCAGAUUUUUCUCAAAAUUCAAAAUUGCUUAGCGUGUUUCGAAGAUAUGAGGAUUGUUAUUGAAAAAUUGUUACUCACAUCGCAAGAGAACUGGUUGAAAGUCUCCUUAAUCGAACACAUAAUCGAGAAAUUUUGUUGGAUUUAUUCGCGUAAGAAUGAGAUUGAACAACUUCGGAAUUUAUUAACGCAAAUUCACGAGAAAGUCUUGUUGUUAUUCAACAAUGUACUCGUCACCCACUUCACCGAUCAGAUCAAUCACGCGAGUUCGUCUCCAUCGAAUUAUUCGAAAUUAUCCGAAGAAAAAUGUCUUCGAAUUAUUGAAUUACUUCGUGAUAUCAGUCCAACAAAGAAGAAUCUCGAUCAAUUAGCCGAUAGUUCGUUAACUGUAUGGGAUACAUUGUUGUACGAGAUCGAAUUUUCGAAAAUUUUUCAUCGAGCGAUGCGUCAGGCUGGUGUUGAACUUGAUGAACUUAGUGCGGAGAGAACAUUGCUGUUUUUCAAUCGUAUUCGAGUACAGUUGAAUAUUGAAAACAGCGAUCGAUUUCUCAAGUUUCUCGAAGUGAUUUCAGAGAGAAUAGCGAACGCAGAGAUGAAGAAUCUCGAAGCGUUGAACAAAUUAUUAGAAGUCAUUCAUUUUCAACGAAUAACAUUCGAACAAGGAAAUAAUCUUGUUCUCAAAUUUGAAUAUUCAAAUUGGUUACAAAGAAUUGAUGAAUUGAUCCAAUCGAAUUUUAUUCUCGUGAAUCAAUCCGAUGCCACGGCAGAUAAUAUCAUCCAACAAAUCAUCAAUGAACAAAAAGACAAAACAAAUGUUAUACAAAAACCGAUUCUCGAAACUAUCGUUAUCGAAGCGAACCGAUUCAAAAGCGAAGCUUUGCGCAAACUUGCCUCCAACGGAUAUGACAAGUCACAAAUUCAUCAAGAAAUUCAGACGAUUUACAAUCUUGAUGCUUAUCAAACCAAUCCAGCACGAUAUGUUUAUUCUCAUCUCGAAGAAAUUCUUCCGUUGAUAUUCCGCGCAUGGUCAUGUGCGAAUAAUAAACAAUUUCCAAAGGAAACUCAAAUCGUUGCGCUUUUGUUGUUUAUUCAUAGCAGCGAUAAAGGACUGUUGGAGCAGAUUCGAACCGGCGAAGGAAAGACUUUGAUCGUCGGCAUCACAUCCGCGUUCUUCGCCUUGUGCGGACAUGCAGUGGAUGUCGUUUCGAGUAAUCGUGAUUUGGCAAUCGAAGGUGAACAGAAAUGUCGCGCAUUCUUUCAAUUGUUAAAAAUCGAAAGCGGACACAUUUGUCACGACGAUGAUGAAGUGAACCAUCAAUCAUAUCGACCAGAUUUGAAUACUCGACAAGGUAAUAUUGUUUAUGGUGAAGUGGGAGCAUUUCAAAAAGAUAUUUUAGAAAGUGAAUUCAAUAGUAAGAACAUUUUCGGUCGGCGAUACGAAAAGCGAGAGAAAUGUUUGAUUAUCGAUGAAGUUGAUAAUAUGUGUUUAGAUCGUGCGCGACAUGUUCUCUAUCUUUCGCAUGAAAUUCAAAGUUUGAAAUGUCUGGAAACUUUAUUCAUCAACAUUUGGAUCGUGGUACUUCGAGCAGAAAUUGAAAAUGCCGAUGAUGUUUCGGCCAAUACUAAGGAGAUUUCUCUGUUUAUCCAACAAAAUAUUAAAAAUGGAAAUAUCUUUGUUCCUGGUUACAUGCGUCGCUUUGUUGAUUAUAAACUUGAUCGUUGGAUUGACAGUGCAUUUCAAGCACGAAUCAUGCGAGAAGAUGAUCAUUUUGUUUUAGAUGUCGCUAAGACCGAUGAAAAGAAAAAUCAGAAACAAAAGACUAUUAUUGUUGUUGAUAAAGACACCGGUGUUGAACAAUAUUCCACACGUUGGAGUAAUGGUUUAGCACAAUUUUUAGAAUUGAAAUACCGUCGAAAGGUGUCAGUGGAAAGUUUGAAAGCAGUUUUUAUAUCCAACAAAGCAUUUUUUCAAAGAUAUGGCAAACGUCUCUAUGGACUAACCGGAACAUUAGGUUCGGAAAAUGCUCAAAGUUUUCUCUCGGAUUUGUAUCAUGUUCAAUUUGUUGAACUUCCGACGUCGAAAAAGAAAUGCUUUUAUCAAUUGCCGAGCAAAGUUUCGUUCGAAUACGCCAAUUGGCUUAAUCUCAUCGCUGAAGAAAGUAUGAAACAAGCGCGCGAGCGACCUGUUCUGAUCAUUUGCGAAAAUGUUGAGUCAACGGAAAAUAUUUGGAAUGAACUUGUUCGUCAUGGUGUUCCACCGAACACCAUCGAGAAAUAUCGACGAGAUGGAGAUAAUGUCGAAGAACGAUUUUAUAAGAAACCAGCGACUCGAGGAGAUAUUAUCAUAGCAACGAAUAAAGGUGGUCGAGGAACGGAUGUUCAUGUCGAUCCGAGUGUGAAUUGUAAAGGAGGAAUGCAUGUGAUCUUGUGCUAUCUACCAGAUAAUGUUCGAAUCGAAGAACAAGCAUUCGGACGAACGGCUCGCAAUGGAGCAGCUGGAACUGGACAGUUUAUUUUACAAGUCGACAAGGCGAUCUACGAAUCGAUGUAUGAUCUCGCGCAAUAUCCAAAAGAUAAGAAACAAAAGAAGUUAGAAGAUUUAUCGGAUGUGAUUUUAGAACGAGAAAAGGUUAGUCGAGAUAACAAAGAAGCAGCGAGAUUAUCCGAACUAAAACUGAAGAAUAUCCUUCGUCUUGAAGUUGAAGAGGAACUUUUCGACAAGUUUAAUAAGUUCAAGCAAACUUUCCGGAAGAAUCUGUCUCAAUCAUUAUCUAAGGAAUUAAUCGACGCGUUUGAGAAUAUACUCAAGAAUCGCUGGGCAUUUUGGUUAGACGAAGCAAAGACGAAAAUCGAUGCUAUCGAAACUUUUAAGCAAAAAGAUACUCUUGUCGAAGAAUUCACCAAUUACAUGGUUAACGAAUGGCAGAAAUCGAAUAUAGAUGAAUUAAUCAGGCACCCGGAAGAAGCCAAUCAUAUUGGAAAAGUUUAUCUUUCGAAAAACGAGUAUUCAAAAGCGAAGGAAUAUUUCCAAAAAGCUGUAUCAUGCGGCGAUAUCUCAGGUUUUUCUCACAUAGGUCUCGCAUUUUGUAUAAUCCAAUCGUCAACCGACGAUCUCAUUGUGAAAAAGAAAGAUUCGCGAAGAGAACUGAAAAAAGCGUUAGAAUGCUUCGAAGCUAUGAAACGGAAUUUGAUGUCGAACCUAAAAAUCGCUGAAGUUCUUCCUCAAACAGCCACCGCUGAGAUUCUUCAAAAGAUUUCUUCGAAAGAAAAUCCUUACCAAGAUCAAAUCACGAGCAAAUUUGAAGUAAUCGGAACACAUAUUCAUUUUCUAACGAAAGCGAUUGGACAAACGGUCGAACCUUAUGAUUUCAUCUUUCAUGAGAAUCCGAAAGAAAAAGGAAAAGAACUGUUCGAUCUUCUAGCUAACCAAGGAAUUCUUCAACGAAAUCAAUUGAGAAAGAGAUUUCAAAAUGCUAAAGAAGAAAUGAGUAGAAUCAUCGAAGAAAACCUUGAUCCAUCUAUAUCCGGAGAACUGGUCAAAUUAUUGAGCAGUAACAAAAAAGAAUUCACUCCGACAGAUUUUCAGAAGAUUGUUUGUUGUAAGGAAGAGUUAUGGGAGAUUUUAAAUGUGAAAAAUGGUGAACAUGUUUACAUAUUAGAUAAGGAUAAAAUUCAAAAUGAAUUAGUAGAACAGUAUGAAGCGAUUUGGAAAGAUUUACAAGAAAGACGAAUUGAUCCGAAUAACGUUGAUUUGUCUCUAUUUGAAGGGAGUUCUGAAAAGAAACAAUUCCAAAGUUAUCUCGAAGGAAAGAAAAUUUUGAUUGAAACAAAACGAGUAAAAAUCAAAGAUAUCAAUUUGAAUUUUUUGAAACUUGAUGGAAAAUAUGCAAAGUAUUCGAAGAUCAAGUUCAAUGAUAAUGGCCAUGAAACCAACGGUCUCCAAGGAUUUCUUGAAGAAUUAUUCAAGUUCAUUGGCACAGACAAUGAAUAUGUGUAUCAAACACAUUUGCCAUACGGCACGAGAGAAGAAGAAGGACAGAAAAUUGAGAUAUUUCUAAAAGAGAAAAAUAUUUUAAAGUCCGGUGGACUCGCGAAACUGAAAUACGGUGACAAUCGUGAAGAAAUAAGUAAGCUAUUAGAUAGAAUUCUGACAAUUGAAUUUAAAAAUGAUAAGAAUCUGAUUGACCCGAUCAUUUUAAGGAUGCAAGGAGAUAUUCGUUCGUAUAAAGAUGGAAUAAAAGCGCAUUUCAAAGACUUUCUCGAUCUUCAAGAGGUCGAAACAGUUCCCACUGAACUGAGGUUCUUCGAAGGUCUCGGUCUUGAUAAGUUUCUCAUUAUUCAAGAAGAUAAAUCCUGGUGGGAUUGGAAAGCGUUUGCAGUUGCCAUGAUCGGACUCACUCAAGUGAUCGGAGGUGCCGUUUUGACCGCUUUUGGUGCCGUUAACAUCGGUGGUGCACUAAUUGCCGAAGGUCUUUCCGAUAUGAUCUACGCGACUAUGGCAGGCAUAUCAGGACAGUUCAGUUGGAGAGAUUGGGCGAUACAGAAAUCGAUUAGUUUUAGCGUUUCGUUGUUAAGUGCAGGAAUAGGUGCUUUGUCAUCGAUAGGUUCAGUUGCAGCUAAGGUAGGUUCAGUUUCGAGAGCAGCAUUGUUUUUUGGAGUCGUCAAGCAAGUAGCACAACAAUUCGCUCUGACAUGUUUGACUAAUAUUAUCACGGAAACGAUAAUGGAACAGGUGAGAAACGGCAUCAUACCAAAGAUUGUCAAAACGAUCGAAGAAAUUCUAUUGAAAGGCAUAUCGAGUGCGAUCAAAGCUAAAGUUGAAAGACUUUAUUCAUCUGAUAAAACGGAAAACGAAAUCGAACAGGAGUAUGGCAAAAUGAAAGAACACCUUGUAGGCGCAUUAUUUGGUCAUCAGCUAUUGUCCCGAGAAUUCGAAAGUAUUCGAUCACAAGUUGUUAAUGCUUUACAAAACUCCUAUAAAGCGAUCGCCGAAGGUUUCAGUAAAUCGAGUUCGAAAUAUGUUAAAAUGAUUGGUGCGGCUGCUCAAGUAACGCUAUUUAUCGAUAAAAUGUAUAACGCAGUGAAAUCGUUUUUAAAUGUAACGAGUGUUAUAGCGACGUUAAACAAUAUUAUCGAAGGUUCUACGCAAACAAACAAUACAGAUGUUAAGAAAAACAAUUUCAAUGCUAAACUUGUCGAAGAAAGAGCAGAAGAAUUGAUGAAACAUGUGAAAGAUUGUAUAACGAAAAAAUUAACAGCACUACUGGACCAAAUUUUAAGACUAACCAUCAAUAAAACAUUAAGAAUGGUUGGUACAGAGCUAGCAGCGAGCAUACAGACAAUGGUUAGCUCAACAACUGAAAACAAACAACAAACAAAGGAGAAUAAAGAUAGUCAAGUCAGUGUCGAAGGACCUUCACCGAAACACAGUACUCAAAAAGAUGAAGACGCUGAAAAGAAACGAGAAGAUUUACAAAAUAAUGUGAAAACCUGUAAGAAUCAACAAGAAAUGUAUGAAGAUGAAGCAAAAGAUGCAACAAGAGGCAAAAAUCUUGCUGAUAUUCAUUUAUUAUCUAAUGCAAAAUGUCGAAACAUUAUCGUUAUUGAUACUGAAACAAAUGAAGAGAAAAUCAUUAGACCCGAUGGAUUGAGAAAAGUCAUUGCGUUUUUUAAAACCGAUGCUAAAAUUAAAUAUAUACCAGGUACUGAAUAUGGACAAAUGGGACAUUACACAACUGCACGGGGUAAAGAAAAUUUCGUCGAAAAAAAUGGACGUAAUGAUUGUUUAUUAAUCGCCUAUCAUGAAUUAUUGGGAAGUAAAGUAGAUGAAACUUUUAUAGACAAGGAGUGCAUAGCUUUUAAUCAAUAUACUAUGCAACAUUUGGAUUUGUAUGUGAAAUAUCGAACACAUUUAGAUGCAACUGGUCAGAAAUUAAUGAUCGGUGGGAGAGUACCGCUCAGAAGUGAUGAGGUAGUUACUCCGAAUAAAACAGUCGCUUCGGAUGACACUGACACGAGCAAACGACCAAAACUUAAUUCAAAUGAAGGAGAAGAGAAGAGAGAUCAAACACCACGCACAAGCAGGUCGCAAGAGCGAGAGAAAAAAGAAGAAACACCUCAAGUAAAAAAGCGACGAAGUUCUUCUGAACGCAGAGGAACUUAUGGAGAUAGACGUAAAGAACGAGAUCGUCUAGCAGCUGAGCACGGUACACCUGUUACAGGAGAAACUCACGAGGCUGAGCAUGUUAUUCCUUACGCUUCAGUGGCUGAUGGAUUAUCAAGAGAAUCGCCAGCCGGCAGACAACUAGCAAAUGAGUCACUUGCUUAUUGUGAAGAUAAAGACGCACAUCGGCAACAUGUAGGCACAGGUUCUAGCCCAGCCAGUGUUGCUUAUCGACAAGCGAUAAGAACAACCGUAGUGGAAGAGAGAAGUGCUGGUAAUGCAAUUCAGUUGAAUCAGUUAGAAUAUGCUCAUACAUCAGCCUUUGUUGAGAAAAGAAACGAUAAAAGUCUUGAAAUAAGCGAUGACUCCUUUUCUUCUAUGCUGAUGAGUAUCAAAAAUCGAUCUAUACCUUAUCGUGACAAUAAUAAUCCAUCUCCUGCAAUAAUACAACUGACCGAUGCAGAUAUCAAAGAAUGUCUUUUAGCACGACAGACAGCAAGGCAAGCGAGAUACCCAUCAAGCAGCGAGGCGCAAGGGAUCAUAUGGAAAUUUUACGAAGCAUACAAGCUGAGAUCCCCAGACAGAGCCCGUACUUUCUCUCCGAACAUUUCUUGGAACUCUACUCCUCCGCAAACAGACAAGAAUAAAUCCUGUGGUACUGAGAAGUAA
Messenger RNA from Adineta ricciae, 15837 nucleotides. The record is from the annotation of a GenBank genome assembly. NCBI's taxonomy places the organism in Eukaryota, Metazoa, Rotifera, Eurotatoria, Adinetida, Adinetidae.